Molecule: messenger RNA, 2366 nt
Organism: Plectropomus leopardus (leopard coralgrouper)
Lineage: Eukaryota; Metazoa; Chordata; Actinopteri; Perciformes; Serranidae
Gene: fermt2
Product: FERM domain containing kindlin 2
Biological process (GO): integrin-mediated signaling pathway; cell-matrix adhesion
Cellular component (GO): focal adhesion
Molecular function (GO): integrin binding
Source: RefSeq, a predicted model, not a curated record
ACGUUAUCCGCUGCUGGAAAGAGGGAGGGAGAAAGAGGGACGGCUGGACUCCAUUAAGCCGAAGCCUGCAGGAAAACUGUUUGGGAUACUUCACUUCUUCAGCGAGUUCUUCGGGGAUUUCUUUCUGUUUUUAUUGUCUAAAAACUCUUCAUACAUGAUUUAAAGCGGGGGGACUUGUUCUGAACCGUGUAGUCGACUGUUUUAGUGCGGUUUUUUUCGUCUUUGUGAAGGAUGGCGCUGGACGGGAUCCGGAUGCCCGAUGGCUGUUACGCCGACGGAACGUGGGAACUGAAGAUGCAUGUCACUGACCUCCACAGGGACGUGUCGCUGAGGGUAACUGGGGAGAUCCACAUCGGCGGAGUCAUGCUGAAACUCGUGGAGAAACUAGAUGUGAAGAAGGACUGGUCAGACCACGCUUUGUGGUGGGAGAAGAAGAAGACAUGGCUGCUGAAAACCCACUGGACGUUGGACAAGUACGGCAUCCAAGCCGACGCCAGGCUGCUCUUCACGCCGCAGCACAAGCUGCUGCGCCUCCAGCUGCCCAACAUGAAGCACAUGAAGGUCAAGGUCAACUUCUCGGACCGCGUCUUCAAGGCUGUGUCCGACAUCUGCAAAACUUUCAAUAUCCGCCACCCAGAGGAGUUAUCGCUACUGCGUAAGCCCCGUGAUCCCAAGAAGAAGAAGAAAAAGUUGGAGGAGGCAGAGGAGGAUGAUCUGGAGCUGGAGGGUCCGCUGCUGACUCCAGGAUCAGCCUCUGAGGUUAUAUACAUCGGACCUGUCAAAGGGAGCAUCUACUCCAGUCCAGGAUUGUACAGUAAGACUAUGACGCCCACCUAUGACUCCAGAGACGGCAGCCCGCUGUCGCCCACCACUGCCUGGUUUGGGGACAGCCCCCUCUCUGAGGGUAACCCCAGUAUCCUCGCUGUCAGCCAGCCAAUCUCUUCACCAGAUAUCCUGGUCAAACUCUACAAGCCCCAGUCCUUGCUGGACAAAGCCAAAAUCAACCAGGGGUGGUUGGACUCGUCCAGGUCUCUGAUGGAGCAGGAUGUAAAGGAAAAUGAGGUGCUGCUGCUGAGGUUUAAAUACCACAGUUUCUUUGACCUCAACCCAAAGUAUGAUGCCAUCCGAGUGAACCAGCUCUACGAGCAGUCCAAGUGGGCCAUCCUGCUGGAGGAAAUUGAGUGCACGGAGGAGGAAAUGAUGAUGUUUGCUGCCCUGCAGUACCACAUCAACAAGCUGUCAAUCAUGUCUUCAGACAACCACAUGAAUAACAGUGAGAAGGAGGUGGAUGAGGUGGAUGCUGCCCUGUCAGACCUGGAAAUAACUUUGGAAGGAGGAAAGACGUCCAACACACUGGGUGACAUCACAUCUAUUCCCGAGCUAGCGGACUAUGUCAAAGUCUUCAAACCCAAGAAACUGACACUGAAGGGCUAUAAGCAGUACUGGUGCACAUUCAAGGAUAUCACAAUUUCCUGUUACAAGAGUAAAGAGGAGGCACACGGGACGCCUGCUCACCAAAUGAACCUCAGAGGUUGUGAGGUAACACCAGAUGUUAACAUCUCGGGUCAGAAAUUCAACAUCAAGUUGCUAAUCCCCGUGGCCGAUGGCAUGAAUGAGAUCUGGCUUCGGUGUGACACGGAGAAACAGUACGCGCACUGGAUGGCUGCGUGUCGCUUGGCCUCCAAAGGGAAGACCAUGGCUGACAGCUCGUACAACCUGGAGGUCCAGAACAUUUUGUCCUUCCUCAAGAUGCAGCACAUGAACCCUGACCCUCAGUUCAUUGAGCCAAUCACCACCGAUAUCAACCCAGAGUGCCUGGUGUCCCCGCGUUAUCUGAAGAAGUACAAGAACAAGCAGCCAGGCUAUAUCAGGGACUUGAUUUCAGCCCGGAUCCUUGAAGCCCAUCAGAACGUGGCUCAGAUGAGUCUCAUUGAGGCCAAGAUGCGCUUCAUCCAGGCGUGGCAGUCCCUGCCUGAGUUUGGAAUCACUCAUUUCCUUGCCAAGUUUCAGGGUGGAAAGCGGGAGGAGCUGAUCGGCAUCACUUACAACCGUUUGAUCCGAAUGGAUGCCAGCACUGGAGAUGCUAUUAAGACCUGGCGCUUCAGCAACAUGAAGCAGUGGAACGUCAACUGGGAGAUCAAGAUGGUGACGGUGGAAUUCGCAGACGAGCCCAGUCUGUCGUUCAUCUGUGCUGAGGUGGACUGUAAGGUGGUCCACGAGUUCAUCGGCGGCUACAUCUUCCUCUCAACACGUGCCAAGGACCAGAAUGAGUCUCUAGACGAGGAGAUGUUCUAUAAGCUGACCAGCGGCUGGGUCUGAGCUGCCCCAAACCACCAGGGGCCAACGAUUGUAGGUCAGGGGCCAGG